AUGGAGAAACUUGGCCUGAUCCUGCGAGCGAUCCAGCUACUUUUCAUCGUCAUCCUGACUGGCCUUAUCGGCAAUGUGAUCUCCACCAACAUUAACGCCGCUGGAUCCGCGACUGCGGCGAUCAACUUUUCUAUGUUUGUCAUCGUCAUAUCCUGGCUGGCUGGGCUGGUCGGUCUGGCAACUAGCUUGAUCGAGCGCAUUUCUCUUCCUGUCCUGGCACUUCUGGGCGCCGACGCCACUGCGACACUUUUCACCUUCAUCGAUGCCGUUGUUCUCGCUGCGAAACUACGUGCCGUCAACUGCGCCAACACAGAGGACCGCUCUCCCAGCUGGAUCGCCUAUGGCAGUGCCAAUGAUACGAAGCGCUGCCGGCAGGUGCAAGCUAGCACUGUCUUCAUGUGGUUCCUCUUCGCCACGUUCGCCACUGCCCUGACGCUGAGCUUCAUGGGCUUCCGUCGUGCCGGUGGCAGCAUUAGGACGGGUCCGACCAUGUCGCAGGUUCGUGUAUAA
Messenger RNA from Thermochaetoides thermophila DSM 1495, 510 nucleotides. RefSeq lists its product as uncharacterized. Gene Ontology annotation, cellular component: plasma membrane; eisosome. The coding region runs from base 1 to 510 and encodes 169 amino acids. NCBI's taxonomy places the organism in Eukaryota, Fungi, Ascomycota, Sordariomycetes, Sordariales, Chaetomiaceae. The record is from RefSeq and is a predicted model, not a curated record. Gene Ontology annotation, biological process: protein localization to plasma membrane; eisosome assembly. The transcript has a single exon.